UUAAUGGCUUUUCCCCCUUGCUUUUAAGGGUUUUAAUGAAAAUAAAGAAUAAUGGUGACAACGUCAACGAAGGGAAUUUGACUUCCGCUCCGGCCAUGGUCAAUACGACGUUGAUCCAAUUCAACUCACCUUGGACUUCAAUUCCUCCUCCCAUAGGUUGAUGGCACCUUCUGAUUUAUGGAUAAAGGAAUAUAAUGAAGCCUCUAAGCUUGGUGAUGAUAUUAAUGGCAUGAUUUCUGAAAGGAGUUCCUUUCCUGCAACUGGACCAGAAUCCCAACGUCAUGCUUCCGCCAUUCGGAGGAAGAUCACAAUUUUGGGGACUAAAGUUGAUGGCUUACAGUCCCUUUUGUUGAAACUUCCUGUAAAGCAUCCCCUUUCUGAAAAGGAGAUAAAUCGACGUAAAGACAUGCUUGCUCAGAUGAGAUCAAAAGUAAAGCAGAUGGCCUCAACGUUGAACAUGUCAAACUUUGCUAACCGGGACAGUUUGCUUGGUCCAGAUAUGAAAUCGGCAGAUGUAAUGAGCAAGACAGCUGGACUAGACAAUCAAGGACUUGUUGGUUUUCAAAGACAAAUCAUGAAGGAGCAAGAUGAAGGUCUUGAAAAGCUGGAGGAGACUAUUAUAAGUACAAAACAUAUUGCAUUAGCAGUUAACGAAGAACUCAAUCUUCAUACUUGCCUUAUUGAUGACUUGGACCAACAUGUCGAUGUUACAGACUCUCGAUUAGCGAGGGUGCAGAAGAGAUUGGGAAUAUUGAACAAGCAAACAAAAGGGAGCUGCACUUGCUUUGGAAUGCUUCUGUCUGUGGUUGGUAUUGUGGUUCUCAUCGCUGUCAUAUGGCUGCUCAUUCGAUACUUGUAAACAUUAUAUAAACAUAUGGGUAUAAGAUUUCUCACUUUAUGAUUAAUAUAAAAUCCCACAAUUGUUCAGUUAUAUUAGCUUGUA
Benincasa hispida (wax gourd) is the source of this 943-nucleotide messenger RNA. RefSeq names its product syntaxin-52-like. Lineage: Eukaryota; Viridiplantae; Streptophyta; Magnoliopsida; Cucurbitales; Cucurbitaceae. The record is from RefSeq and is a predicted model, not a curated record. Gene Ontology annotation, biological process: vesicle-mediated transport; intracellular protein transport; vesicle fusion. Gene Ontology annotation, molecular function: SNARE binding; SNAP receptor activity. Gene Ontology annotation, cellular component: endomembrane system; SNARE complex; membrane.